Molecule: messenger RNA, 1784 nt
Organism: Bacillus rossius redtenbacheri
Lineage: Eukaryota; Metazoa; Arthropoda; Insecta; Phasmatodea; Bacillidae
Exons: 2
Coding region: 506-1126 (206 amino acids)
Source: RefSeq, a predicted model, not a curated record
CAGUCGGCGAGCGGCGCGCGGCGCGGGAGGUUUACGCCCGCCGCUGCCAUCCUAGUGGUUAUUACACUUGUUGUAAAGACAAUUCGGAACUUUUAUUUUUGCUGGAAAAUUUGAAGCAUUUUUAUUUUAAAAAAAAAUGCAAUAUGCUUUUUUUAAAAUAAAAAAAGUUCUCAUCAUACUAGCUUUUACUUGUCUAGCAACUUCUUAUUGUGAAAUUUUCUGAUGUUUAAAUAAGAAAUAACUCGUGGAAAUAUUGAUUUAUCAAUUCAGAUAUUAUUUUAAUCUUACUUUUUAAACUUUAUAAGAAUGAAAGAAAUUCUCAAGACUGAAAAUAUAUUGGCGCCGUUUUGGUGGGUUUAGUUAUCACAUUCAGCGGAUUAAAAAAAAAAAAAAAUUAGCAACACUUGUUUGAACGUGGGUCGAGCGCAAAGAGGAUAGAAGCUGCGGAACGCGACAACCUCGUUGGGCGGGCGGCCCACCUGCACCCCCCCGCGCGGGAGCAACAAUGGACUGGACCGACGACAAGUCCCUGCAGCUGAUCGAGCUGUACUCGGAGCGGAGCGUCCUGUGGCACGCCGAGCACCCGCACUACAAGAGCCACUCCAAGAAGAACGAAGCGUGGUGCGACAUCGCCGCCGUCAUUGCCGUCGACGCGGGCGAGGCCAAGAGGAAGAUGGCGUCGCUGCUGGCGACCUACCGCAAGGUCCGCCACAAGGUGCUCAAGCUCAGGGAGAAGGGGGCGGGGGCGGACGAUCUGUACGAAGUCACGUGGUUUGCCUUCGAGAGCUUCUCGUUCCUGGAGCAGUCGUACCAACCGAGGCCUUCGAGGCAGCUCAUCAAGUCCGAGGACGAUGACAAGGCCCUGGCGGUCCGGGCUAGGAGGAAGAGGAAGUGCGGGAGCGUCUCCAGCGAGGACAGCCAGGCGCCGGCGAGCGACUGCACGGCCCAGCUGAGCAUCGCCGGGCCCAGGAGCGAGUGCGGCGAGUUCGAGGCAGUCGGCAUCAACGUGGCGGCCAAGCUGAGGAGGAUGGACCCGGAGCAGCAGAUACACGCGGAGUUCCUCAUCAGCAAAGUUUUGAAGAAAGGAUUGCUGAACCAGUUGACCGAACAUUGUGAUGUUGGAUAAGUUAGACCAUUUUUAAUUUUUAUUUUAGUGCCUGUGACCGUUUACAAUAAACAACAUGCUGUGCCUACAUGCCAUGGUAGGGUACAUACACAGUUUCUUAAGGGGAGAGAUAGAAAAAACAUCAUGGUUUCAACAGUUUUUUUUUACCUGUCGUUUGAUAUUCAAUAUUUGGCGUUGUUAAAACUGAAGUAAAUAGUGACUAACUGCUACAAAUAUUUAACCCUGUGAACUCAUUGGUGUCUAGAAUGUAAUUCAUUGUAAUAAUGCUGUCAGCAGACAUUGUCUUAAUGUUAAUAUCGAACAAUAAAUUGUUAUGGCAUAAAAUUUUAGAAACCUAUAAAUAGUUUCUCGAUUUUAUCCCUCGCCCUUAAGGGAAUAAUAAUGUUCAAACCUUUGAGAGUAUGUACCAUGCCUUUUUUGUUUUUAAUUUUGAAUGUAUUUGUAUGUAUAUUAUUUAUGCAAUGUUUGGAAUAAAAUUUUAAAAAAAGACAUAAGCAUAAAACUGAAAAUUAAUCUCUGUGUUUGAGAAGUGUUUUCACAUACAAUUCUAAAUUAAUCUGUAUGCCUCCUCUUAUGUCGUUACUUGUUAAACUCGACUUUAUUUUGUAUGUAAUGAAAAUUAAUUUUGUAUUGAAUAAAAAGCAAUGAAUUUAUUUUA